UUUUCAUUUCCAGUUCGACCAUGGAGUUCGCGUUUGUACUAAUGGUGCUGGCCUGCAACUACAUUGAGGGCAAUCUCGUUGGAAGGAACAGCAGUGACCACACUGAAGUUACAAAGGAGAAUGCGACGAACGCAACGACUUCGGCGCACUUCGCAGCUGUCACCCCUCUUGAGAGAAGGAUGCUUGAUGGAAGUGCAGAUUCCCGUGAAAGACGCAACUACGAUUCUCAAACUGAACCAGUGCGUGCAUAUGGUAUGCGUGUAUCUGGUAUUGAAAAUGGGGACGGAGACGAUGAUACCAGUAAGGAUGAUGAUGAUGGUAAACCACUUGAUGACGAUACAGGUUUCUAUGAUGGACCACUUGAUGAAGGCGUCGAUGAUUUUAGUAGCAAAGCCAGUACCGUUCAUUUGCACUUCACUGCCAUGUCCCCCAAAUCUAGAGCUAUCGUUAGUAGAAUGCUUUCGCUUCUCAGCGAAGAGGUGGGAAAAUUUGAGGGUGGAUCAUCCGGCUUUGGCUCUAAUGAUGCUGAAUCCGAUGUACGCAAGAAAGCUCCAUGUACCAGAAAACAUUUGCAUCUUGCGGUUGAAGAGUUGAAAUGGGGAUGUCGUGGUGUCAUGGAGUUUUACGACAAGGUAUGCAAGAAAGAUUACGCUAACUGUAUCCGUAGAAGGAAAAAACGAAGAUGUAUACCGCAGUGA
This is a messenger RNA of Cylicocyclus nassatus, 698 nucleotides long. The record is from the annotation of a GenBank genome assembly. Lineage: Eukaryota; Metazoa; Nematoda; Chromadorea; Rhabditida; Strongylidae.